Molecule: messenger RNA, 2522 nt
Organism: Nothoprocta perdicaria
Lineage: Eukaryota; Metazoa; Chordata; Aves; Tinamiformes; Tinamidae
Gene: SMYD4
Product: SET and MYND domain containing 4
Exons: 10
Coding region: 1-2358 (785 amino acids)
Molecular function (GO): protein binding
Source: RefSeq, a predicted model, not a curated record
AUGCUGCCGCUCACAGAGCCGCGCUCCGCCGCUCCCGCUAAAUCCUCCCGCCGCCCGCCGCCCGGCCCGCCCCUUCCGGCGCGCCCCGCCUGCGUCACCGCAGCGCGCCGCAGCAAGCGGAGCGCGCUUAUUGGCUGGGUGGCGCUGUACGGCGGAAGUGCCGUGCAGGGCAACGGGCGCUUCGGGAGCCGCCGGUACCGCGAGGCCGCGCGCCUCUACUCGCAGGCAGCGUCCCUGGAGCGCCCCGGCGGCCCCGACCUCUCCCUCUGCUUCGCCAACCGCUCCGCCGCCCUCUUCCACCUCGGGCACUUCCAGGCUUGUUUGGAAGAUAUUUCAAGGGCACAAGGUCAUGGCUAUCCAGAUAAGCUGCUGCCCAAGGUCUUGCUGCGGAAAGCGGAAUGUCUGCUGUGUUUGGGAAGGUUACAGGAUGCAGCAGAGGCACUCAGUGCAGUGGAGAAAAAAAUCACUGAGUGUCAGACUGUGACUAGCACCGCACACCAGGCACUGCUAAAAAAGAUAAGUCAGCUGAAGAAAAAAGUACGUGAGAAAGAGAGCUGUCCAGAGCCUGCAUCAGAAGCACAUGAUGCCAUUCAAAGAGAAUCGGAGAUCUGGGAAGAGAAUGACAGUAUUUCAGGUGCAUCUUCAUCUCUGAGCCUGAGGUUUGAUUUAGAGAGAGGACGUCAUCUGGUGGCCUCUCAGGACAUUUUAACAGGACAGGAUCUAUUGAAAGAGGAGGCCUUUGUGAGUGUUCUCUGCCCAGGGGAGAGUCUUCUGUUGCCUGACGGUAAUGAAGCCACAUGGGACAUUCAGGUCACUAAUGCAGAUCUUUAUUGUCACCGCUGUCUGAAGCAGCUCUUGGCCUCUGUGCCCUGCAGUGGGUGUAGUUAUGCAAAGUACUGCAGCCAAAAGUGUGCAGAUCAGGCGUGGAAACAAUACCACAGGACAGAGUGCUCCUUGGGAGCACUGCUGCUCACCGUAGGGGUCUUCUGCCACGUUGCCCUAAGGACUGUUCUGCUGGCAGGAUUUGCAGAGGUUAGCAGGCUGGUGGAGCAGUCCCAUGAUGAUGACAAGGACCUUCAUAACCCUGAGGCAAGAUGUAAGCAUCUCAACAAGGCACCCAAUCCUAGAGCUGGUGUUCCUGGGAAAGCAGAGCCUCUGAUUCCUGGCUGUAAUGACAGUGGUCGGUACCAGAGUUCUUACCAAGCUGUGUUUAACCUUCUGCCACAUACUGAGAAGCACAGCCCAGAACAUAAGUUCCUUUGCCUGCUAAGCGUUGUAGCGAUAUGCAAAAAGAUACAAGAAACUGGUCUAGAGGCUGCUGUUUUGAAUCGGGAGGAAUGUGAAGAAUGGGUCAAACCACAAGCAUGUGGAAACGGGUCUGAUGAACUGUCUCCACGGAUGAAGAUUAUGGCAGAAGCAAUGCUGAGGCAUGUGUUGCAGCUGCAGUGUAACGCUCAAGCCAUCACUGUAAUGCAAGAGUUGGGAUCUGAAGAUGGUGCUGUUGUAAAUAAGAAGCCUGUGCGCCUGGCGACAGCUUUCUUUCCUGUCCUGAGCCUUCUGAACCAUUCAUGCAGUCCCAAUAUCAGUGUGUCAUUUAAUGGGACAUCUGUCACCAUCAGGGCAUCACGGCCAAUCCCAAGGGGCCAAGAGAUUUUUCAUUGCUAUGGGCCUGAUCGAUGUAGAAUGAGGGUUGCUGAGAGACAACAGCUUCUUAGGCAAUAUUUCUUUGAGUGUCGCUGUCAGGCAUGCCUCGAAGAGCUAGGAUCUGAUGGCAAGAGUCUGCUGUCCAUAAGAAACUCAUUCUGCUGCCCUAGCUGCCAGGCUUCAAUGCAGGGGGAAGACCUACUGUGUUGUUCAAAUGGAGCUUGUGCACUCUUGGUCAGCAGAGAGAGCCUGUCACAACGCCUGUGGGACCUUCAGCAACAAAUCAAGAAAGCAUUAAAGCUGCUAAGUGACAACAAGAGUGAUCAGGCCAUCAAAAUGCUCCUGAAGUGUCAGUCAGAUGCUGGGAACUUCCUGUCUCCAGAGCAUUUGCUGAUGGGAGAGGUGGAGGAUCAUCUGGCACAGGUCUAUGCCACUCUUGGAAAGUGGAAAGAAGCAGCCAGGCACCUGCAGAGCAGUAUUCGGAUAGUGGAAAUUCAUCAUGGGCCAUCAAGUGUAGAAAUGGGUCACGAACUCUUCAAGCUGGCACAAAUUCUCUUCAAUGGAUUUGCAGUUUCUGAAGCUCUGAGCACAAUUCAAAGAGCAGAGGAAAUUUUGUCAGUGCACUGUGGUCCUCAGAGUACUCAAAUACAAGAACUAAAAGAGAUGAAGACUUGCCUGCUAGAGCUUCCCAAGAGCAUCCUUCAGAGGACUUAAAAUUCCCUAUCAAAGAAAGCUGCGAUGCUCGUCUUUCAUCAGAGCUAAGCUUCAUGUGGUAAGGCAGUCAUGUAGUACAAGCUGGAAAAUCGUGCUUAAAAACAACUUGAGUGAACUCUGGAGUGAUCUUUAGUGAGGCUGUUGUAAAUAAAAUUCAAAAUCUA